Molecule: messenger RNA, 7655 nt
Organism: Ictidomys tridecemlineatus (thirteen-lined ground squirrel)
Lineage: Eukaryota; Metazoa; Chordata; Mammalia; Rodentia; Sciuridae
Gene: Rere
Product: arginine-glutamic acid dipeptide repeats
Biological process (GO): regulation of DNA-templated transcription
Cellular component (GO): nucleus
Molecular function (GO): sequence-specific DNA binding; chromatin binding; transcription corepressor activity
Source: RefSeq, a predicted model, not a curated record
GGCGUGGGCCGGAGCGGCUGCAUUCUCCAGCCGCGGGCAGAGCCCGGCCCGGCCACCCCCCUCGAGCCCCGGGACCUGCGGGCACUCAGCGCUGCCCUGCGGCCGAGCUGGCCUCCUUUUGUUUGGCGAGUGAAUUUCACCAUCCCGCACCACCGUCCUGCCCCUGCCCCCGCAGGGAGUUUGCUGGCCCUGAGCAGAGGAGCAGCGCGGGAGGGCUCGGCCCCUGCUGCCGAUCUGCAGCUGGCAAGUGGCCCACGGCCUCGUGCCGGGAGGGCGAAGCGGUUUCGGGCAGGAAGUUGGGCAAGCGUGGGCGCGGGCGCUCUCGGAGCAUUUUUGAAACGUCGGGGUUGUUGGAGUGGUUGGAUUUUCCCUGGAAUUGAGUGAGAAAUUCAGAAGACUGAAGCCCAGGCUUACUGUCUACCUUUCACGGAGGCCUAGCCGUGAGAGGACAGAAGAAGGCACGUGGAGAAUCAUGACAGCAGACAAAGACAAAGACAAAGACAAGGACCGAGACCGAGACCGGGACCGAGAGAGAGAAAAAAGAGACAAAGCAAGAGAGAGUGAGAAUUCAAGGCCACGCAGGAGCUGUACCUUGGAAGGAGGAGCCAAAAAUUAUGCUGAGAGUGAUCACAGUGAAGAUGAGGACAAUGACAACAAUAGUGCCACCACAGAGGAGUCCACAAAGAAGAACAAAAAGAAACCACCAAAAAAAAAAUCUCGUUAUGAAAGGACAGAUACAGGAGAGAUAACAUCCUACAUCACUGAGGACGAUGUGGUCUACAGGCCAGGAGACUGUGUGUAUAUCGAGAGUCGGAGGCCAAACACACCGUAUUUCAUCUGUAGCAUUCAAGACUUCAAACUGGUCCACAACUCCCAGGCCUGUUGCAGAUCUCCAACUCCUGCUUUGUGUGACCCCCCAGCAUGCUCUCUGCCGGUGGCAUCACAGCCACCACAGCAUCUUUCUGAAGCCGGGAGAGGGCCUGUAGGGAGUAAGAGGGACCAUCUACUCAUGAACGUCAAAUGGUACUACCGUCAGUCUGAAGUUCCAGAUUCUGUGUAUCAGCAUUUGGUUCAGGAUCGACAUAAUGAAAAUGAUUCUGGAAGAGAACUUGUCAUUACAGACCCAGUUAUCAAGAACCGAGAGCUCUUCAUUUCUGAUUAUGUUGACACAUACCAUGCUGCUGCCCUUAGAGGGAAGUGUAACAUCUCCCAUUUUUCUGACAUAUUUGCUGCUAGAGAGUUUAAAGCCCGAGUGGACUCAUUUUUCUACAUAUUAGGCUACAACCCUGAGACAAGGACAAAUCCUGACUUAUGGAGGCUGAACAGUACACAAGGGGAGAUUCGUGUUGGACCCAGCCAUCAGGCCAAACUUCCAGAGUUGCAGCCAUUUCCUUCUCCAGAUGGUGAUACUGUGACCCAACAUGAGGAACUGGUCUGGAUGCCUGGUGUUAAUGACUGUGACCUCCUUAUGUACUUGAGAGCAGCAAGGAGCAUGGCUGCAUUUGCAGGGAUGUGUGAUGGAGGUUCCACUGAGGAUGGCUGUGUUGCAGCAUCUCGCGAUGAUACCACCCUGAAUGCCCUGAACACUCUACAUGAAAGUGGUUAUGAUGCUGGCAAAGCCCUGCAGCGCCUGGUAAAGAAGCCUGUGCCCAAGCUGAUCGAGAAGUGCUGGACUGAGGAUGAAGUGAAGCGCUUCGUUAAGGGACUCAGGCAGUACGGCAAGAACUUCUUCAGAAUUAGAAAGGAGCUGCUUCCCAAUAAGGAAACAGGGGAGCUGAUCACCUUCUACUACUACUGGAAGAAAACCCCUGAAGCAGCCAGCUCCAGAGCCCAUCGUCGGCACCGUAGGCAGGCUGUGUUCAGGAGGAUCAAGACUCGCACUGCAUCCACCCCAGUCAACACACCCUCCAGACCCCCGUCCAGUGAAUUCUUGGACCUAAGCUCAGCCAGUGAGGAUGACUUCGACAGUGAGGACAGUGAACAGGAGCUGAAGGGAUACGCCUGCCGCCACUGCUUCACCACCACAUCCAAAGAUUGGCAUCACGGGGGCCGGGAGAACAUCCUGCUCUGCACUGAGUGCCGCAUCCAUUUCAAGAAGUACGGUGAGUUACCACCCAUUGAGAAGCCCGUGGACCCCCCACCAUUCAUGUUCAAACCCGUCAAGGAGGAGGACGAUGGGCUCAGCGGGAAGCAUAGCAUGAGGACGCGGCGGAGUCGGGGCUCGAUGUCGACACUACGCAGUGGUCGGAAGAAGCAGCCAGCCAGCCCUGAUGGUCGUGCCUCGCCCAUCAAUGAAGACAUUCGCUCCAGUGGCCGGAACUCUCCCAGCGCUGCCAGCACCUCCAGCAAUGACAGCAAAGCAGAAACAGUGAAGAAGUCAGCCAAGAAGGUAAAGGAAGAAGCAUCGUCCCCUCUGAAGAGUGCCAAGCGCCAGCGGGAAAAGGUGGCCUCUGACACGGAGGAGGCCGAGAGGACCAGCUCCAAGAAGACAAAAACACAGGAGAUCAGCCGGCCUAAUUCGCCCUCUGAGGGUGAGGGAGAGAGUUCAGACAGCCGCAGCGUCAAUGAUGAGGGCAGCAGUGACCCCAAAGACAUCGACCAGGACAAUCGCAGCACGUCCCCCAGCAUCCCUAGCCCUCAGGACAAUGAGAGUGACUCGGACUCAUCAGCCCAGCAGCAGAUGCUGCAGGCUCAGCCUCCAGCCUUGCAGGCGCCUGGUGGAGUCACCCCCACAGCCCCUCCAGGAGCACCCCAGCUUCCUGCCCCAGGACCCACACCCUCUGCCACUGCGCUUCCUCCACAGGGCUCCCCUGCAGCCUCACAGCCUCCUAACCAGCCACAGGCUCCAGCAGCACCUGUGGCCCAUGCCCACAUCCAGCAGGCGCCUUCCCUGCACCCGCCACGGCUGCCCUCACCACAUUCCACACUGCAGCCUCUGACGGGGCCGGCCGGCCAGGCCUCUGCACCACCUCAUACCCAGCCCCCCCUGCACAGUCAGGGUCCCCCUGGCCCUCACAGCCUGCAGGCUGGAUCCCUGUUACAGCACCCAGGCCCUCCUCAGCCCUUUGGCCUCCCUCCUCAGGCCUCCCAAGGACAAACGGCUCUGGGGACCUCCCCAGCAGCAGCUCACCCUCACACCACCCUGCAGCUCCCAGCCUCUCAGUCAGCACUGCAACCUCAGCAGCCCCCAAGAGAACAGCCUCUGCCACCAGCACCCUUGGCCAUGCCUCACAUCAAGCCCCCACCUACCACACCCAUCCCCCAGCUUCCAGCCCCACAGGCCCACAAGCACCCACCUCACCUCUCAGGGCCCUCACCCUUCUCUUUGAAUGCCAACCUGCCACCACCGCCGGCUCUGAAGCCCCUCAGCUCCCUGUCCACACACCACCCACCCUCAGCCCAUCCCCCACCCCUGCAGCUCAUGCCUCAGAGCCAGCCCUUGCCCUCUUCUCCUGCCCAGCCCCCUGGGCUGACCCAGAGCCAGAGCUUGCCCCCUCCUGCUGCUGCUCACCCCCCUGCCAGCCUCCACCAGGUGGCCACCCAGCCCCCCUUUGCUCAGCACCCCUUUGUCCCUGGAGGCCCUCCUCCCAUUACCCCACCUACCUGCCCCCCCACCUCAACCCCACCUGCAGGACCCAGUACAUCCACCCAGCCACCCUGCCCUGCUACAGUUUCUUCAGGAGGCAGCGUGCCAGGUGGGGCGCCCUGCUCACUUCCCACUGUCCAGAUCAAAGAGGAGGCUCUCGAUGAUGCUGAGGAGCCUGAGAGCCCCCCUCCUCCCCCAAGAAGUCCGUCCCCUGAGCCCACUGUGGUGGACACCCCCAGCCAUGCCAGCCAGUCUGCCAGGUUCUACAAACACCUGGACCGAGGUUACAAUUCAUGUGCGCGGACAGACUUGUACUUCAUGCCCCUGGCUGGGUCCAAACUGGCCAAGAAGAGGGAGGAGGCCAUCGAGAAGGCCAAGAGGGAGGCUGAACAGAAAGCCCGGGAGGAGCGUGAGCGGGAGAAGGAGAAAGAGAAGGAGCGAGAGCGCGAGCGCGAGCGGGAACGGGAGGCGGAGCGAGCUGCUAAGGCACCCAGCUCAGCACAUGAAGGCCGCCUUGGUGACCCCCAGCUCAGUGGUCCUGGCCACAUGCGGCCCUCCUUUGAACCACCACCGACUACCAUAGCUGCCGUACCCCCAUACAUUGGUCCCGACACACCUGCUCUCCGGACACUGAGCGAAUAUGCUCGCCCCCACGUGAUGUCACCCACCAACCGCAACCACCCCUUCUACAUGCCCCUCAACCCUACUGAUCCGCUGCUGGCCUACCACAUGCCUGGCCUCUACAACGUGGACCCCACCAUCCGGGAGCGCGAGCUCCGGGAGCGGGAAAUCCGGGAGCGCGAGAUCCGGGAGCGCGAGUUGCGUGAGAGAAUGAAGCCAGGCUUUGAGGUGAAGCCCCCAGAGCUGGACCCCCUGCACCCCGCCACCAACCCCAUGGAGCACUUCGCCCGGCAUAGUGCCCUCACCAUCCCCCCUGCUGCUGGUCCCCACCCUUUUGCCUCUUUCCACCCCGGCCUGAACCCGUUGGAGCGGGAGAGACUGGCCCUGGCAGGCCCCCAGCUGCGGCCCGAGAUGAGCUACCCUGACAGACUGGCAGCCGAGCGCAUCCAUGCUGAGCGCAUGGCAUCACUGACCAGCGACCCCCUGGCACGACUUCAGAUGUUCAAUGUGACUCCACACCAUCACCAGCACUCACACAUCCACUCCCACCUCCACCUCCACCAGCAGGACCCCCUCCACCAAGGUUCGGCAGGUCCAGUUCACCCCCUGGUUGACCCCCUGACUGCUGGCCCUCACCUGGCUCGUUUCCCCUACCCCCCUGGCACCCUCCCCAACCCCCUGCUGGGACAGCCUCCCCAUGAGCACGAGAUGCUGCGCCAUCCAGUGUUUGGAACCCCCUACCCCCGAGACUUGCCUGGGGCCAUCCCACCCCCCAUGUCAGCAGCCCAUCAGCUACAGGCCAUGCAUGCCCAGUCGGCCGAGCUACAGAGACUGGCCAUGGAGCAACAGUGGCUGCAUGGACACCCCCACAUGCAUGGUGGCCACCUGCCAAGUCAGGAAGAUUAUUACAGUCGACUGAAGAAAGAAGGUGACAAGCAGUUAUAAGUUAUUUAUUUGUUAACGCUGGCUGUGGAAACCCCAAUUCUUGGGGGGGGAGAAACAGAACUUUUUACAUACAAUAGGAGCUGCAAAAGCAAAAAGAAUAUCUUCUAAAGAUUUCGUUAUAUAUUUAAAAACCCCGCAACUAAAAUGUAUCUGCAUAAUAGUGUUGUUUGUUGAGAGGAUUCCCUGAGACCAGUUCGGGUCUCCCUGCAUGACAGUGCCCCAGAAACUUAGUGAGUCCUGGACUGGACUGAGUGUCCAGAGAGCUUCCCUGCAGUCCUGGGGUUCGGCUUUAGUUUUCUUCCCUUGAUUUCUCAGUAGGUGCUAGAAUCCGUUCACACCCUUCACUGUGCGUGCAGACACGAUGGACACGUGGGUGCCAGAACCCACGGGGCUUGCAGAGAGGUGGCAUAUGAGUUUGGAAUCCAAGAGCUAUAAUUUUUAAAAAAUCUUUUAUUUUAAUACAUUGUAGGAAAUCUUCAUAAUUUGAGAAAGCUCUGCAGCAUGGCUUUUUAUGUCUGUAAAUAAAUAAUUUUAGAACAGCCUUUUUUUCCUUCCACAAACUACUAUUCUGAUCUAUUUUUUCCAGCCAUGUCACUAAUUGUGAAUUCCUACCAGCUAUUGACAGAAUACAGAGUUGAUUUUUUAAUAAAAAGUUAUAUAUAAUUAUCCCUUUAAUUAAAGGGAGCAGAUGGGCGUUAACUAAUUACAAAUAGGCAGAAGCUUGGACUAGGUUUGGUCACAGCAGUGAGCGUCCAGGGGUUUGCAGGGACAAUGUUACAGACUAUUUUGCUGCUUUGAUUUUCACUUCCGUCUGUUUCCCGCACGUGCUUUGCCAGCGGCGCAGACGUCUGACAGCGAGCCUCUUUCAUUGUGUACAGGAGUGUGGGAGUUCUGUGUUGGCUUUCUGUUCCCUGGUGUCAUCAUCGUCCUGUCUCUGUGGGAUAGAAAGCACAUAUUUACAUGUGUCCGAUGGUAGAUUUCCUUACAGAGUUCUAUGCACACAACAUUUGUUCUGGAUAAAUUGCCUUUUUAAUACUUUGAAGAUUACAAAUACAUUCUAGAAAAUCCAAGAAAAUGAUUCCAUAUAACUUAGCACAUGAAAGAGCCAGGACAUAUGCCUCCCAACGGGAUCUGUUCAAAAUCUGCCCUUUUGUGACGUCACCAUUUGGAUGUCCUUGCGAGGACCCAGUCAAGUCGUCAUUACUGCAGACUGAGGCUGCUUGAGUGAGGAACACUGGGGGCCGUUAACAUGAUUAUGAGUGGCAGCCUGCCUCUUUUGGCCCCAUGCAGGGUGACUCACAUCAGACUGGGAAAGCAGGCUUCCGCCCGGAGGUACCACUGGUAGGAGGUUGGGUCCUUCCAGAGCAGAGCCAUCCCUGCAAGACACAGGUGGGAGACCUGCAUCUGUGGACCACACCCGUGCCAGGGCAAGACCCCUUCCCAUCCUCUCAAACUCUCGAGGCCCAUUGUGUGGUGCACAUCUCAGAAUUGCCUGUGGGUCAGUGGACAAUGUGUACCCAGAACCCAGGCCGCAAGGGGCGUGUCAGGGGCUUGACUGAGACCUGCAGCAAGGCCCUCUCCAGUUUGUAUCAAAAACCCUCUUGGGUGUUGAGUCGGGACAGAUAGGAUUGUUUUAACUGUUAAAUAUUUGUAGUUUUUUUGUUUCAUAUUCUCUCAUUCCAUUUCUGCCUCAAUUUUAGUUCCUUAGGGGGAGGCAAACUCAAAUUAACCCUUUGCCAUCAAACGACUGGCUGCCAUGCAGGCAUUAUUCCUUCUUGGGUGGGUGACACACCACCCAGGCGCUCUGCCCUGCGGGAUUCCUCUAGCUCUGAGAGGCCUCUUCCUGCUGGGUGCCCUCCCCUUCCCUUGACACUCCUCUUUUGCUCUUGUCUCCCCCAUCCCCUCCUUUCUUUGGUAGAACCUAACUUCUACCAUUGGGUUUAACUUGUUUAUCUCCUGUAUUACCCAUUUUUCCAAAGAAGAGAAAGGGUGAAGUACUUUGAAGUCUGUACUUGAAAACUGUCUGAAGGUGUUUUCUUGUUAUGUUUCGGGUUUCUCCCCAUAUCCCAAGGUGGAGCACUGCAAUUCUUCCAUUAAACCCACAAUCUGAAGCCCUUGCCCGAUCACCUAGAGUUUGUUUAGGAGGCCCCAGACCUGUGUGGUGUCUUUGAAGCCCGACCGCUUGGUUUCCUUUUGGAUUUUCCUUCCUUUCAUUUGAAGUUCGGUUUUGCUUUCUGUGUUUUGUAUGUGUCUUGUUCAAUGUCGUCAAGGUUGAGCUUCACGUUUCACUGCAGCAGAAGCAGAACAGAGUGUAUAUUCUGAUUUGCUACGUUUAUAUAUAUCUUGAAGCUAAAUGUAUAUAUGAGUAGUUUGCCAUGAGAUAACACAGUGUAUACAGAGUAGACACCCAGAAAUCGUGACUUCUGUGUUCUCUCCAUUUGAGUAUUUUGUAAUUUUUUUGAAAUAUUUGUGGACAUAAAUAAAACCAAGCUACACUACAACA